GAAAAUCCCAAACAUCCGAGAGAAGAAGAGCUUAUUAAACAAAAGGUUUAAGCUGGUGAAAUCAGAGUCUUGGUAAUGCUGGAAAGUGUGAUAAUUAACCGUCGACGCCAUGUUGGACUCCAGAAAGUCUCAGCUCUUGCAGGAACGGUGCGGUCCUCCAUCGGCCCCAAUAAAAACUACAAGUUCAUCCAAGACGAAACGAGCGGGGAGGCGGUUCUUGUGGGCUCCUGCUUUCGAAUCAUUGACAACCUGGAGCUUACUUGUGCUGUUGGUCAACUUGUUCAUGAGACCAUCCGUGCCCAUCAUAAGGAGUACCGGACAGGGACGGGAUGCCUGCUGUUCCUUGCAGGAGCGUGGAGCCGUGUGGCGUUGGACUGCCUCCAUAGAGGGAUUUCCGUUAAAUACAUAAUCACAUGUAUGUCUGAGGGGAUUGAUAUUUGCUUGGAUGUAUGCAAGAAAUCUUCAGUUUCCAUCAAGGACCUUUCUGUAAUCCAGAAAUGUACUCAAGAUUUAGGACUGCAGCUGUCAGAAAAACCCAUCAAGCCGAACCAAGAGACACCGAAUGUCCGUGAGAAGUGUUUAACCAUGAGUGCCCAAAGAAAACUUAAGCUCAGCAGACAUUUUUGUGAGACAAAGUCUGAAAUGAGCUCCACGGUUUUGCAGCCUGAUGCGCCCGACCUCCCAGACGUAGCCGUCAUGGCGGAGUCUUUAAGCCAUGGUUGUGAGAAUGCUAUGAGGUUAGCGGUUCAAGCUGCUGAGAUGCUGUUAAAAAUGAACCGACAGCGCGUCAGCGAUCGCUUGUUUGACAUUUCCAAAGUGAUGACUUGUGUUCUGCCUGCUUUGCCAGAGGACUGCUCGUGUGUUGUUGAAGGCUGUGUCGUUCUUUUAUCUGACGAACAGGCUGCGGUUUCUCAUGCUCUGAAACAACGACCCUUGAAGGUGGCUCUUGUUACUGGAGAUCUAUCACAGACUUACCGCCAUCCAGGCUUUAAAGGCCUGCCAGGUACACGUGUGCAUGGGCACUUGGAUUUAUCAGCAUCAAGCAAAGAGGAUGAAUGGUUGGAAAAGGUUUUAAAAUUGCUCUUGAGCCUGGAAGUGGACCUGGUACUAACCGCUGGCCUCGCCAGUCCAAAGGUCAUCCAGCUCUGCUGCAGGCACCAUAUACUUGUGGUGGAAAAAAUCAACUCUUCAGUUUUUACGGCUGUGGCCAGUUCAACUGGAGCCGUCCCAGUAAGCUAUGCCACGCAGUUAACGGAGCAUUGUGUCGGCCAUGGCGUGAAGAUCGAGAUUUGGAGGGACCUCGGCAGCUAUGAGAGGAAAUCUUUACUGGCUGUGAACAUUUCCACGGGCGGGGAAGGCGGACUGGUCACGGCAGUUGUAACAAGCUGCAUUAAUGGAAAGCUUCAGGCACUGGAAGACCAGUUCUGGGCCUGCGCUUACCGUUUACACCAUGCACUGAAAGACGGAGCCCUGCUGCCUGGUGCUGGAGGGACCGAGCUGCUUUGUGUUCAUAAGUUACUAGAACAAGCAGAGCACCGCAGCAAAACUGGGUCAGAAGCAAGUUUCUACAGAGGUCUCGUGUUCCAGCUCAUGGCAGAUGGUUUAAUAAAUUACAUAACUGCCAUAACCAAAGGAACCCAAGCUAGGACUAUUGUCAGAAAGCAGCUGCAGGAUUUUCAUAGAGACGAAAUAAUCGCAGGAAAGUUUUUGCAGCUUGUUUUGGAGAGUGAAAGAGAAGAUGCAGUUUUCUCAGCAGUGAAACCAGAUAAAGCACCGGCUGUGAAAGUCUAUGAUAACUUGAGCUCGAAGCAGGAAGCUUGGAGGAAAGCUUUAGACCUUGUUUUUCUAGUUCUGCAGAGUGAUGCAGAGAUCAUCACAGGAGUUGUACAAAAAACCAAGGAGAAUCUGAUGCAGUUAUGAUUGUUUCAUAGGAACACUACGAUUGUGAUUUAUCUUUCACCUGCAGAAGUUUUGCAAUCUUUUUACAAAAGGUUUUUUUUUUAUACGGUACAUUAUUAGAUGUCAUCUUUCAAAUUAUUUAAGGGGUAAACUACCCACUCUUUACCACUAGGGGGAGACAUAUUCAUUGUGAAUAAAUCCCUAAGAAUCAUUUUAAAAUGUUUUAGUUGUGUUUUUUACUUUUGAUUACUAUUAUUUUUUAUUUCUCUUACAGUCCGUUUAAGACGGUUCUAUCUUUGCUCCUUAAAAUUGAGAUCAGUUCUUUAUCACUUCUUCGCCACUAAAACACUGAUUUUAGAAGAUUAUUAGGUAAAGCAAUGACUUAUUCCAUUUGUACAACCUUAAAAGACACCAAAUAAAAAUUUGAAACC
Messenger RNA from Cyprinodon variegatus (sheepshead minnow), 2330 nucleotides. It is a transcript of the gene bbs12, whose product is annotated as Bardet-Biedl syndrome 12. Gene Ontology annotation, molecular function: ATP binding. Gene Ontology annotation, biological process: photoreceptor cell maintenance; chaperone-mediated protein complex assembly. The transcript is spliced from 2 exons. The coding region runs from base 76 to 1920 and encodes 614 amino acids. NCBI's taxonomy places the organism in Eukaryota, Metazoa, Chordata, Actinopteri, Cyprinodontiformes, Cyprinodontidae. The record is from RefSeq and is a predicted model, not a curated record.